Messenger RNA from Chaetomium fimeti, 1341 nucleotides. RefSeq lists its product as uncharacterized. The record is from RefSeq and is a predicted model, not a curated record. Bases 25 to 1341 code for a protein of 438 amino acids. The transcript has 2 exons. NCBI's taxonomy places the organism in Eukaryota, Fungi, Ascomycota, Sordariomycetes, Sordariales, Chaetomiaceae.
ACAGUAAGCACUAGUUACAAGGCCAUGAAUGCUUCCAUCAACGUGCCCGAAGCUGGUGGCACAAAGGUCGAAGCAUCCCGACGAGGCCUUCAGUCCCUGCCCAUAGAACUCCUCGCUGAGAUAUGCAGCUACUUUUGCGCCCACUGCGCGAGGAACCGACGAGGAGACACAUGGCCCUUCGACGGUAAGCACGACCACGGGGGGAGCUUCGGCGGGCCAAUUGAGGUGGGCUCCCGCACCGCCGGCGGCUCUGUGAUCCUACUCAACAUGAGCCGUGUGAACAAAACUUUACACGCCGUGGCAGGGGAGUAUCUAUGCCAUCGCGCGAGCCUGCGGGGGCCGGCGCUUUGGUGCCUUCUUAACAACUCGUGGGACCAGCCACAUCGCGCGCCGCGAAUCCGCGAGGUCGAGGUUGCGUAUGUCGAUAUCUUCCUAUCUCCUGGGGAUCUUCCCCGUCCCCCCCCUUACCCCUGUCGUCAAUAUGCUCCGCGACUAGCCUUUCAAAAUCUCCUUGUCGCCGUUUUGCAGCUCCCGAGCCCGACUUUGACGUCACUCAGAAGACUGGCAUUCAGCUCCAGCCCAAGUUCUCACAACCGUCUCGACUACACCAUCCCCCUUCUCGCGACAGCCCCCAAUCUUGAGGUUUUGCAUUUUUAUGACUGUGGUAGCUUUCAUACCCAGCCACAACCGCUCCAGAACCUCACUGAGCUGAAGCUUGCAAACACUUGCUUGUCCCUUCGCGACCUCGACAUCCUUUUGCCCCCGGUUGGGCCAAGACUUUGCAAGUUCAACCUCGGACAAACAGCAAAUACGGCUUAUCGGGCGCCCGGUGUCGGAUUCGACGAGCUCAUCCGGGUAUUGGCCCCGUGGAAAACCACGCUGAAGGAACUGAGCUACACGACGGGUGAACGUAGGGUAUUAACUGGCCCCGAUUUCCGCGGCCUCUCUCUGCUGCGCUGCUUGGACUCGUUGGAGAUGCUCUGUACCGAGGCAUGUUUCUUUUACGACCGCCCACACUUUACACCUAGCGAAGUUUUAAACCUCUUCGCCUCAACCCUUCCUUCCUCGAUUUGCGAGGUUAAGCUUCGCGGAUACCACCACACUCUCAACCCUGCCCUACGGGGUUUACUUGCCAAAGUCGAGGCCGGUCGCUUUAGGAGGUUGCGUAUAAUCGAUGUCGACGCCGAUACUUUCGAUCCCUUCAGGUUUGAUUACUCGGAAGUUCAUAUCGCUCCAUCGUGGGUCCAAUCGGAACUCGAGGCUAUUCGCGCUUCGUUCCAAGCGGUGGGGGUCGACUUUGUCACUCUUAAUAUUGAAUACCGGGGGGACUUGGGCUACUAG